CAGGACACUUCAUAUUCAUUUUGGAGCAUGUCCCUUAAAUCUCCUCAGUAGGAUGUGUAAUUUAACCUUUAAAGAUAAACAUGCUUUGUUUAAGUUGUAUGAUUAAUUUAUCAAAGGACAGAUAAAAGGUGCAGUUACGUGUUUUCACAUGAAGAGGAUCCUGCAUGUGCCUCCAAACCUGAAUAUUUAGUCAAAUUCUCCGCAUUUCCAUAAGAAAAGAUCAAAACCAAUGUACAAACAGACUGAUGGACGUAUUUGUUCAGCGGGACAAACUGUCAGCAGCCACCUAUGACAACAUUUAGACACCGAUCAGAUGUGGACUCGCGCCGGCUCGGUGGACACUGCCCACUCCUUGUUACCAGACCCACAUGCCAGCGUGAGUUUGCGUGCGCAGUCUUUCUGCUCCAGCCCUGCAUGCGUCGGGAGCGCACAGAGGGCGCACCGGUGUCAGUUUGCUCCAGCCCCUCGUAGCGGUCGGUCGGUCGCUGCUGGUUGCGCGAAGUGGCGUCUCAACGAGCAGGAAUUUGGGGAGUGGAAAUUCCGCUGUUACUUUCACGGCUCGCGUCGUGUUCCUGACAUUUUUUCCGCUGUGUCGGCCAAGUGAGUCGCUGCGAACAGAGAGAGAGAGAGAGACGCGGAGAAAGAGCUUGAAAUAAGGAGCAAAGAUCUGUUGAGCAGCGCUCUGAUGUUCUCCGUGGUUGCUUUCCAUUGAAUACCGGCUAACUAGUGAUUCCUCUUUUAAUUUUCCACUUGGAAGUACUGCUGUCGCUGCUGUUUGGUGUCAGAAGUGAGAGGUUUGAUGAAGAAUCGAGGGCGCACAGCUGCCACUUUUGGCGAACGGAUUUUUCCUUUUUGAUUUUUCGUCUUUUUUCCUCUUCAUUUGGAUUAUUUUUUUUCCAGGAGAGAUGGCAAGUUGUUCCCUGACAGACGCAGGGAUCUGGUGCUGAAGCUCGCAGGAUGCUGGAGACCCUACAACAACCAGAUUUCUUACUUUGAGACAAUUCUCGGUUAUUUCUUCUCAUUCGGACGUAAACCCACCUGGACGUUUUUAUCCCGACACCUCUGUGUGUCUUUAUUUUCUUUUUUCUUUUACACUGUCUGUGUUGUACAAUCUAACAAGGAUGCGUAGUGGAUUGCUAUUGUUCCUCUUCACCCAAGUCGUCUUGGUUGCUUCGUUGACUCAGACUGAUAAAUGCGGGGGGAAUAUAGAGAUAGACAUCGCGGACUACCUGACCUCCCCGGGCUAUCCCGGUGCCUACCCGCCCUCCCAGCAGUGCGUGUGGGUGAUAACCGCCCCCGAGCCGGGUCAGAAGAUCCUCAUCAACUUCAAUCCGCAUUUUGAUCUGGAGGACAGAGACUGCAAGUACGACUAUGUGGAGGUUUACAACGGCGGGGACGAGCUUUCGCCCAUGUUGGGAAAGUUUUGCGGGAAGAUCGCACCGUCCCCGAUCAUCUCCAGCGGCGGCCAGCUCCUCAUCAAGUUCGUCUCUGACUACGAGACCCACGGGGCGGGCUUCUCUGUUCGCUAUGAGGUCUUCAAGACAGGUCCAGAAUGUUCCAGAAACUUCACGGCUCCCCGGGGCAUCAUCAAGACGCCGGGCUUCCCCGAGAAGUACCCCAACAACCUGGACUGCACAUUCAUGAUCUUCGCCCCCAAGAUGUCGGAGAUCGUGGUGGAGUUCGACAGCUUCGACAUGGAGCCCGACACCACGCCACCGCCGGGCGCCCUCUGCCGAUACGACUGGCUGGAGAUCUGGGACGGCUUCCCUGCAGUGGGUCCUCACAUUGGCAGAUACUGUGGCCAGACUUCCCCGGGCCGAGUGAUCUCCUACACCGGCAUCCUGUCCAUGACCAUCACCACUGACAACGCCAUCGCCAGAGAGGGAUUCUCCGCCAACUACACCAUCCGUGAGAGGAGCCUCCCCCCGGGACACGAAGAUGAGGAUUUUGCUUGUAUGGAGCCACUGGGCAUGGAGUCAGGGGAAAUUUCUUCAGAGCAGAUCAGCGCCUCCUCCCAGUACAACUCCAACUGGUCCCCUGAACGCUCUCGCCUCAACUACCAGGAGAACGGCUGGACGCCCUCAGAUGACACCGUCAGGGAGUGGAUACAGGUGGACCUGGGAUUUCUCAGAUUCGUCACAGCCAUCGGGACUCAGGGAGCGAUCUCAAAAGAGACCAAGAAGCACUACUUUGUCCGCUCAUACAAGGUGGACCUGAGCUCAAACGGAGAGGACUGGGUCACUGUGAAAGAGGGCUCAAAGCAGAAGAUCUUUCAGGGGAACCACAACGCGAUGGACGAGGCUCGCGCCUUUCUUCCCAAACAGACUCUGGCUCGCUACAUCCGCAUCCGCCCCAUGUCCUGGGAGCAAGGCAUCUGCAUGCGCUUCGAGGUCUACGGCUGCAGAACAUCAGACUACCCCUGCUCUGGGAUGUUGGGGAUGGUGUCAGGUCAGAUCUCAGACGCUCAGAUCAGCGCCUCGUCUUAUGCCGACCGGGGCUGGGUGGCUGAGAACGCCCGCUUGUUGACGGGGAGGUCGGGCUGGACCGGGCAGCAAACCAAGCAACCCUUCAGAAAUGAAUGGCUACAGGUGGAUCUGGGCCAGGAGAAGAUGGUGAGCGGCGUGGUGAUCCAGGGAGGGAAACACCGCGACAGGAACGUCUUCAUGAAGAGGUUUAAAGUGGGCCACAGUCUGGACGGAGAGGAGUGGACCAUCGUCAAGGAGGACAACACCACCAGGCCAAAGAUAUUCACUGGGAACCAAAACCACGACACCCCAGAGCUGAGGUCCAUGGGACCACUACUCUCCCGCUUUGUCAGGAUCUACCCGGAGAGAGCCACCACCGAGGGCCUGGGCCUCCGACUGGAGCUGCUGGGCUGUGAGCUGGACGACAUUACAACUACAGCCCCUCCCACCACGCCCAUGGCCUCUACACUUCCCAUGACCACGUUUGGUGCAACCACCACAGCACCGAUCACCGUACCGGGCACAGCACUGGCUACUGACUGCGAGGAAGGACAACAGGACUGUGGCGGCGAGACUGAGGCGCCUGACGACUACGACCUAGCGACAGCAGGAGGCACCACAGCGGCUGACCCCACCAUAGACAUACCAGCGUACGUAUGGUUCGCCUGCAACUUUGAGUUCUUGUCGUUCUGCGGCUGGACCAGAGAGACCGGUACAGGGGCCGAGUGGCUCAUCCAGACCAUCGAAGCACCUGCCAUCCACAGAGGGCCGACCCACGACCACAGAGGCAGACCAGGCAACUUCAUCUACAUGCAGCUGACUGACAGAGAGAUGCCCAGUAAAAUGGGCGAAGGCGAGGACAACAAGGAAAAGAAGGCAAGGUUGGCCAGCCUGCCCAUCACGGCGCCGGACGCCGACCUGUGCAUGUCCUUCUGGUAUCACAUGUUCGGUGAACACACGGGAUCGCUUCACAUCAACCAGAGGAAGGAGGCAGAGGAAGGCCAGACACUGUGGAUGGUCAGCAGUCGCCAGGGCAACCGCUGGAGAGAGGGACGAGUUUUACUGCCACAUUCAAGUGUCUCAUAUCAGGUGGUGGUGGAAGGUGUUGCAGACAGACGCAGUACAGGUCACAUAGCUGUGGACAACAUCCAGAUCAUGGAUGGGCUCAGUGCAGAGGAGUGCAAGGAUCCAGAAGUUCCUACGUCUCCGCCGACUGAGAUCUUCAUCCUACCGAUGGACUCCCUCUCACAGGAGACCAGUGAGCUCGGAGGCCCGGGCAACAUGCUGAAGACCCUGGACCCCAUCCUCAUCACCAUCAUCGCCAUGUCUGCGCUGGGCGUGUUCCUGGGCGCCAUCUGCGGCGUCGUCCUGUACUGCGCCUGCUCGCAGGGCAGCAUGACGGACAGGAACUUAUCAGCCCUGGAAAACUAUAACUUUGAGCUGGUGGACGGCGUGAAGCUAAAGAAGGACAAGAUGAACGGACAGACUAACUAUUCAGAGGCGUGAGGAGGAAACGGGAGACGGAGCGGAGACCGCUCCACGUGGACACAUGAUGCAGCCAAUCAAGCAGGAGGAACACGGGAUGGGGGCUGAAGCCACCAAUGGGACGGCAGGGUGGGCUGAAAGUGAGCCGAUGUAAUUUUAUUUCUCAGGAGCGGCGGUGGAAGGGACUGACCUGUAGGGGGCACUGUGUAUAAAGAAUCUGUACAGCAAAAAAAAAAGAAGAAAACUAAGGAUUCUAUUUGUUUUUUGGCGUGCUAUGUUAAUUUCAUGUAAUCACAUGCUGGUGUUGAGACCAAUUCAGAUGAACGUAUCGUUUGUGUACUUUUAUGGAAAGAUAAGAUUUGAUUUUUUUUUGUUUGUUAUUGCUGUCUCUUUUUUUCCAGAUGUCAUAGUUUCACAGAACGAGCAGAGUAUGUGAAAUUUGCGAUUCUGAUAUCUGGGUCUUUAGCUAGCCAUGUGUCCCUGUGUGUGUGUGUGUGUGUGUGUGUGUGUGUGUGUGUGUGUGUGUGUGUGUGUGUGUGUGUGUGUGUGUGUGUGUGUGUGUGUACGUACAUACAUGUGUCACAUUCAUAUACAUCUGCAUUUAAGGUGUGUAUGUGUCAUCCAGUCUGGCUAUAGGUGUGUGUGCAUUACGCUUAUGUUUACUGUAUCUGUAUACAUGAAGUGCAAGCAUACUUCUGUGUGUGUGUGUGUGUGUGUGUGUGUGUGUGUGUGUGUGUGUGUGUGUGUGUGUGUGUGUGUGUGUGUGUGCAGCGGGUACCAUCCAGGCCCGUUGAACCUGCGUCUAGUUCCAACAGUGCCUUUUUUUUCCUCCAGUUUUUCCGUUGCCUUGUUUUCUGCUGGUUGUUUUCUCAUCGGCUGGCGUUCCGUCCAGGGUUCCUACACAAACACGCAGAAAAACAUUGUGAUCAUACAAUUACACAUUUUUUUUAGCAUUGUCAUGUACUGUCAACUAACACAUGUUGGUGUAGACCUGUAGAUCUUUCUUGCCUUGAUGACGGUCGUACUGACACAGACUAAAAAUGUUAAAACCCAAGUUAACUUUUAGGUUUUGGAAAACUUAAGAAAAGCUCUGGAAUUUUGGAAAAUGAAAAAUGUGUAGGAGCCCUGAAUGCCUCGUUUUCAUGGCACAUGACACAUCCAACAUAUUGUACAUAGGUUUUAAUAUAUUUGAGCGCUUUUUUUUUUUUAUAUAUAUAGAAAAAGACACAAGUGCCGCAGUAUCCUUUCUAUGUUGGAAUCAAACUCCCACCUAAUCUUCAAGAUUCUGAAAAUGUACAAAAAAUGUUGAUUUUAACAGACAGAGACACAAACCUGUUGUUUGUGUUUCUUUCACAAAUGUGAUCUAUUUGUCAUUUUGUGAGUUUUGUUGUUGUGUUCUGGGAACAGGAGGGUUUUUGCAAUGACGAAAACAGAUUUGGGAUUCUUGAGAAAUGCCUCAUGGGAAGGGACGCUUUGUGCACAGGGUAAAACAGACAGCCUCAGUACCACUAAGAUGCUGACAGCAUGUCGAAGACGGAUCGUCAGGACUGAAAUAUUCUCACUGGCACACAAAAUGACUGUUAAACCUUGAACCUGAAGUGCGUCCAGCAGUCCUGAGAGACACCAGAAAGAAAGACUGAAAGUGUCUCUCCUCGGGUCCGUCAGCAUCUUCUGCUGAGCGGACAGGAUGUGGAAGCUUCUGAAAACUCAUCAAGAUUUAAUGUUUGCCAUGACAAUGCUGUUCUCUGUCAAUGUAUCUUCAGUGUCGACUAUCAGAGGAGAAAUGUAUGAAUGAUCUUUGAUGGAAAGAUCGAAUUAGGUUCAUCAACCCUAACAGGUGACUAAUGAGUCACCAGGUGAGCAGGUGACUCAUUGCUCCGACAGUGAUCAUGCUUCAUAAGCCUAUUUCCCUUCAGCUGCAGUGGUUUGAAAUGACACACAGAACUAGUCACAUUUUACAUCCAUGAUGAGUUCACUACCAGACUACCCAACAGACAUGCCCAGUAAACUAUAGGGCUCUUUUUUUUUUUUUUUAUUAAUUUUUGUUUCCUUUGACAGUUUAAAACAGGUGAAAAUUGGAUUUUAAAAAUGUAACUUGCAGUUAAAGCACUGUGUUUUUUUUUGUAGGAUUCUGUUUCAUAAUCUGAAUCUUAUUUAACUACAAACCACAUUUUACUCACCACUCUCUACAUCCACCAUUUUCUUAACUGUCAAGUUUCAAAAGGGUUUCCUCACUGUGAACUACUGUGAUCAGUGUCCUCUUACUGCAGAAAUUUCAACAGCUUCUGAGUCUGUGAGGGGCACAAAAAUCCUGGAUGAAAAUCAGGUUAAACUUAAUUCUGGGUAUAUUUUUUAGUAAACAUUGGUUAAAAGCUCAAAUCAAUAAGCCUUGUGCUAAUAAUACUGCUUUGCUGUGUUUUAGCUUUUGCAGCUGAAUGUGUUGUGAUGCUGGUCGCUUGCUCAUAGCACCGUUCAGGUGGGAGGAGUCUUGAGUCUCACACCGCACUGGUGUCAAUGAACAACUCUGUUCACUCUGCAGUCAUUUACGUCACAGAUUGUACUUGCAAAGAUUUUUUUUUUAAAGCCAUUACACAGCUAUGAUGGACUGAUAUAUUUAUUAGCAACGGGGAGAACAGCGUUUGUCUCAUGUUGCACUGCACUGUGGAGCUUACAUCUGCCCAUUUUUAAUGUAGCAUUACAGUAUGUGGCAUCAUGACGGCUCAAAAUGUGAAGUGAGACUGUCCGUCAGCAUCAAUUUAGAAUCAAUUCUCAGUGCUUUCCUUUUUCAAAUCAGACAUUUUUAAGUUUUUCUAAAGGAAAUCCACCUCCUCAGUCGGGUCAUUUGAAAUCCUCGUCUGGUUUCAGUAACGCCUGAGCGAACAUUUCCCAUCAAAUGGAGGUGCUCUGACUGUUGAGACACUCGUUAUUCGCUCUUAAUACCACACUGCUUCAAUCGUUUUUUCUUUUCUCAGUAAAAGAUCAACUGCGUUGUGUUUUGCCAGACAAGGUUGUGGGUGAUCAAAAUGCAAUUUCAGUCUGACUUUACAGACGGGGAAUGUGUGUGUGUUCCCAGUGAGUCAGCCAGAUAUUAAUAAAGCUCCUUCCCUUUUAAACAAGAAAGGAUUCUGCAGCACUAGACAUGAAAACAAAUGUUGCACUGAUAUAUUUAAAAAAAAAAAUCUGUGUUUAUGAUGUUGAUUUAUGAAAAGAGAGAAAGGAGGUAGAAGAGGACAGUGUUAUUGUUGCUUCUUUUUAACACGGUUUCAGAUGACAGUGUUAUAAUUCUGAAAUGUACAAUUUACAGAGAUGUUUUUCAUUCUCGAAAAAGCUUAUAUUGUCUCUUUGAAACGUAACAAUUUUAUUUACUUGGUAUAAUAUCACCUUGUCUUUUUGUACCGUCACUGAUGUACGUGCCAUUGUUUUAUUUUUUUUUCCCCCCUUGUAUGACAAAAAAAAAUUUAUUUUCAAUACUGCUUCUGUAAUUUUGCUGUCUCAGAUCCAGAAAAAAAAAAAACAAGAAAGGAAAUAAGAAAGUAAAAAAAUGGAAAAGCAGUGAGGCCUUAAGUGACUAAAAGUAUUGUUUGUACUUUGACUUUCUGGUCAGCACCCAGACUCAUCCGUCUCUGUUGUCUCAGACUCUGAUCAUUGACUAUUACAUUCCAAAGAAUUGGAUCAAAUAAAUGUUUUAAGUAAAA
Molecule: messenger RNA, 7645 nt
Organism: Seriola aureovittata
Lineage: Eukaryota; Metazoa; Chordata; Actinopteri; Carangiformes; Carangidae
Product: neuropilin-1a-like
Exons: 18
Coding region: 1122-3971 (949 amino acids)
Biological process (GO): angiogenesis; axon guidance; vascular endothelial growth factor signaling pathway
Cellular component (GO): membrane
Molecular function (GO): vascular endothelial growth factor receptor activity; semaphorin receptor activity
Source: RefSeq, a predicted model, not a curated record